Messenger RNA from Spea bombifrons (plains spadefoot toad), 2262 nucleotides. It is a transcript of the gene ELMOD3, whose product is annotated as ELMO domain containing 3. Bases 314 to 1456 code for a protein of 380 amino acids. The transcript is spliced from 13 exons. The record is from RefSeq and is a predicted model, not a curated record. NCBI's taxonomy places the organism in Eukaryota, Metazoa, Chordata, Amphibia, Anura, Pelobatidae.
GCUGUUGCCAGGAAUCGAGAUGCUGAUGGCCGCUGAGAUUGGAGGUAGAGAACAGCCUGAGCAUUUAUAAGAUCCACAGAGCAGCAGUCUGUAAGAAGCAUGGUGCUGGCAUCUUCAUUACAAACCAAAUAACCGGAAAUUGGGCCGUCUUCUAUCCCCUGUUACCCUCCCGGCCGAUGAAUGGUAACCCUAAACAGGAUGGACAAGAUCAGGAUUGCUGUGGAUCCCAAGCCGAUUGGAGAACGGCACCGUACAUGUUUCACGUCGUGGCUCUAUGACACCUAUUGCUAAAGUUUGAAUAGAGUAACUCAUCAUGGGCAGUGAGGUGGCGAAUGGCGGCGUGGUGAACUCUGACCUUCCCGAUAGUCACGACACUUUCCUUCCGGCUUUAAAGUCUCUUCCUAUUUCUGCUGUAAAGCAAAAUAGCGUCUUACAGACCCUAGUAAGCAAAGGAGAUGAGGCAGACGGAGAACUUGAAAAUGAGGAUUUGCUGAAAGCAGAGCAGGAAUGGGAGGCUCUCGAGAACAUACAAGCAGGACUGUAUUGUGCGAAGCCAGGACUUUUGGGAGACCUUCCUGGACAAACCCCACUAAUAUCUUUUAACGAGGCUUUACAAUACUUCCAAACAGCCGAUCUGUCUGAAUUCGUGAGAAGGAUCCAGCCUACAGUUCGCCGCUCAGGAUUCUCGGCAAUCUCACAUUUUCUGUUCGGACCGCCAAGGCUCAGCAGAGAGCUUCACGCGGAGCGUGACCUGGUGCUGGCUAUAGCUCAGUGUCCUCUGGAUAGUGGUCAGCAAGUUCACAUAAGAGUCCUGCAGACCAUAUACAAGAGGCUCACAGGGGCCCGCUUUGAUUGUCCCCUCUAUGGAUCACACUGGGAGCAGCUGGGAUUCCAAGGUUUAGAUCCUGGGACUGAUCUGAGAGCAGCAGGACUACUGGGUCUAAUGCAUCCCUUGUACAUGGUGAUGGAGCCCAGAACCUUGCCCCUUGCACAUGAUAUAUACCGACUAUCGCAGCACCACACUCAGAACUUUCCAUUCUGCUUAAUGUCAAUUAACAUCACACGGAUCUGUAUCCAGGCUCUGAGAGAGGAACGUGUGUCCAGGGAAUGUAACCGCAGACAGCAGGUCUUCGCCGUUCUUAAUGACUUGUAUGUGGCCAUUUUUUAUCACCUGUACCAUGUAUGGAAGACUCAGAAUAAAACCAUCAGUGACUCUGGUUUCAUCCUGAAGGAAGUUGAAUCUUAUGCCAAGAGGAGACCCAAAGAUCUUCUGCGCCAGCUGGGUGCCCAUCUGCGAGAGCGACCGCUUCCCAAAGAUCUGCCUCCAGAAAUCUGGUCUCAGUGCUCCACAGAGCAGGGCAGCCCCCACCAGGCCGGAAGGUACAGGCACAACGAGGGGGGGAUUUGCUUCACUGGCGUCUGUGAACAGCAAGUGCAAGAGGACAGGCUUAUCUGAGGAGAUGAUUGAGACGGUGCUUGGAGGCUACGGGCAGUAUUACUCCGAUCACAGAGAGCCAGCUGCAGGAAAUCUGUGUCCUUGAGUAGAAGUUUAUCAUCGUCGGCCGGCCACACCGCAGAGCAGGGUCACUUUAGACAAGAUACACACGCAGAACGGGUUUGAAAGGUGUGUAUCGGUCAAAAGGAGUUAGCAUCUCCCGGACCGCUGUCUAUACGAGUAGCUGUGGUGGAGGCUGUAGGCAGGUAGGACGUGGAAUGAGCUAAUCCACAGUGUAGGAUUGGAAGAAGUCUUCUCAUCAGAUGUGACGUCCAGAGUGUAAUCUGGAAGGAAGAUACUGAAAAAUGUACAAACUGGUGAUCAUAGUAAGAAGAGUCUAGCUUUAGAAUUUAAGCCACUUUACCCUUAGAUUCUGCGAGCGAGCUUAAGAACAGAAACAAAUACAGAUUGAAAGAGACAUCACAAAUGUUAUAUAUACGUUUAAAGAUUAAACAGUGCUUGCAGCUGUGCAUGCAGAGCAUACAUCGUGCUGACUCAUGCAUGCUAUAACAUAUGGGGAUGCGUGAUAAUAUCAUGAAUGUGAUUUGGCAAGCACGUUGUACAGGGUUAUUUAUGCUCUGCACGGCUGUCCCAAACACUGUUUCAUUCCCAGUUUGUAAAAUAAAGCGGCUAUUGGGAAUACAAAGUUUAAUAAGAUGGGGAACUGCAUAUCCUGGUCAUUAAACUCUAAUCUCAUGUUUUGAAGAAUCCAUCUUUAACCCAGAGUGAGCAGGAACACCUUGCAAGGCCAUUUCUCCCCCCCAAAU